GAAAAAAGAAGAAGAAAAUUGAACAAGAAAAAAAAGGAAGGGAAGAAAGCUCCCUCUCAAUAAAUCACAAAAUAAAACCCUAAUUAACUAUCUUUGAUCCUCAAUAUCUGUGUAAUUAGGGUUUUUAAACUCUCUCGAUUGCUUUAAAUUCCUUCCCUCCAACUCAAGGACACAUGGCUAGUGCUGAAGGAAGCAAUGAUCCUGAAUGGGUAGAGAGAGUGAGAUCAGAGGGAGCUGUUCCACUACUUGAACCAGAUAACUGUCCAAAUGGUUGGGCAUGUCCACCUGGGGAUAACUUCAUGGUAAGGGGUCCAGAGUACUUGUCCACGAAGAUUAAAGUCCCUGGUGGUAAAUAUCUUCUAAAGUCUCUUGGCUUUGACUGGGUUAAAACUUCCACAAAGCUAGGGGGGGUCUUGAGCCAUCAUAACAACCGUGUUAGGAAAGUUGUUGAUGAUGCCUUUCCAACAGGUGAUAAGCCUUUCAUCUGGGCAUUCAAUCUUCAGCUCCCAACUAAGGAUAACUAUAGCGCUAUAGCUUAUUUUGUAGCCACAGAGCCUAUUCCGGAGGGUUCUUUGAUGGACCAGUUCUUGAAAGGUGAUGAUGCCUUUAGAAAUUCAAGGCUUAAAUUGAUUGCAAACAUUGUCGAAGGCCCAUGGAUUGUAAGAAAAGCAGUUGGAGAGCAGGCAAUAUGCAUCAUUGGACGUGCCCUUUCUUGCAAGUAUUGUAUAUCUGAGAAUUUUUUGGAAGUUGAUAUUGAUAUUGGAUCUUCCAUGGUUGCAAGUGCAAUUGUUCGUCUGGCAUUUGGGUACAUCACAACGCUGACAGUUGACUUGGCUUUUCUUAUUGAGAGUCAAACUGAAUCAGAGCUUCCCGAACAACUCUUAGGAGCUGUACGGUUCUCCGAACUGAACCCUGAUUCAGCUCAGUUGAUUGAGCUGUCAACAGGUGGGAGCAGUGGGAAUACGCAGGCAUCACUGCCAACUCGCUUAUGGAAGUCAUUUGAACAGGGAUUUUCUCAUCUUCUUCAUCCAGGUGCCCAAGAAAGUGAUUCGAUCUCGACUUCAACCCAUGUUAAUGGCACUGCUGGUCGUGAUGACAGUGAUGGAGAUCAUAAGAAAUGAUCAAUGGGAUGCUCUCAAACGGCUGAGCACAUUGCUGUUGCACGAGCUUAAUUUUCGAUUCUUUUCAAAUUUAUUGGGGUGCAAUCUUUUGGAGAUUGGCCUUGGCAUUGACAGAAUAUCUCAUUUUAUUGGUAUUUAGUGAUAGAUUUUGUCAUUUCAUUCCGUUUACGGUUAGUCAACCACAUAUGUUGUGUAUCAAAAUUGCUGUCUAUAAACCAACUUUUAGCUGUAUGUUGGGCCUUCUUUCUGCCCUGUAUACUUUAUAUCCACCUCAUUCACAGGGAGAAACAAUCCUGCUCGGUUAUCCGUA
Theobroma cacao (cacao) is the source of this 1431-nucleotide messenger RNA. RefSeq names its product ENHANCED DISEASE RESISTANCE-like protein (DUF1336). Lineage: Eukaryota; Viridiplantae; Streptophyta; Magnoliopsida; Malvales; Malvaceae. The record is from RefSeq and is a predicted model, not a curated record.